Messenger RNA from Physcomitrium patens, 1738 nucleotides. Its product is annotated as bifunctional nitrilase/nitrile hydratase NIT4B. NCBI's taxonomy places the organism in Eukaryota, Viridiplantae, Streptophyta, Bryopsida, Funariales, Funariaceae. The record is from RefSeq and is a predicted model, not a curated record. Gene Ontology annotation, molecular function: nitrilase activity; nitrile hydratase activity. Gene Ontology annotation, biological process: detoxification of nitrogen compound.
GAAGAGGCGAUGCUGGAGAGUUUGAUGGGGCUGUGUAAUCCUCGGCAGUGUCGUCACGAAGAAUGUUUGCAGACUGCUUUUGAUCCUGUGAGAAUGUAGCGUUUACAACGAACGUGGUUUGGAAUUGGAGGUUUGCAGAAUUGAAUGUGCCUUUAGGGCUGGAUGUGGCGUUGGGAUCAGCUGAGUCGGCAGCAGACUGUGUGUGUGAGACCCUUGAGGGGUUGUUGAGGUUUCGGUUUUUGUGAGAGUUUGGAGGGAUUUGGCUGCUGAAUUUUGAUAAAUGAUAGAGAUGGCGGAGUCGAAGGAGGCUGUGAUUGCGGAGGUAGAGAUGGGUAUGGCUCUUGGGACGCGCUCCGUGCGAGCCACGGUGGUGCAGGCGUCUACUAUUUUUUACGACACGCCGGCUACUCUGGAGAAGGCGGAGAGGCUAAUUGCGGACGCAGCUGCUCAAGGAUCUCAGCUGGUGGUGUUUCCUGAGGCGUUUAUUGGUGGGUAUCCGCGAGGAAAUACCUUCGGAGUCGUGAUUGGUACCCGCACUCCCAAGGGGAAGGAAGAUUUUCGGAAAUACCAUGGUUCGGCAAUCGAUGUCCCUGGUCCGGAAACGGACAGGCUUGCAGCCUUGGCGGGCAGAUACAAACUGUCUCUUGUCAUGGGAGUUAUCGAACGAGCUGGGGGUACUUUAUACUGCACGGUAGUCUUCUUUGAUUCUGGGGGUGAGUAUCUUGGGAAGCACCGCAAGUUAAUGCCAACUGCGUCCGAGCGUCUCAUCUGGGGCUUCGGAGACGGAUCUACGCUCCCAGUGUUUGACACGUCUGUUGGAAAGUUGGGGGCAGUCAUCUGCUGGGAGAAUCGUAUGCCCCUUCUGCGGACUGCCAUGUAUGGAAAGGGUAUAGAGCUUUACUGUGCACCAACAGCGGAUGCCAGGCGCUCAUGGCAAGCCUCCAUGAUCCAUAUCGCAUUAGAAGGGGGUUGUUUUGUGCUUUCAGCGAACCAAUUUUGCAGGAGGCACGACUAUCCUCCUGCGCCAGAGUACAUAUACAGCGGGCUCGGAGAGACUGAACCCGGCCCAGAAGAAGUUGUUUGUGCAGGAGGCAGCGUCAUCAUCUCCCCUGCUGGGACUAUUCUUGCUGGCCCAAAUUUUGAUGGGGAAGCUCUAAUUACAGCGGACCUUGACAUGACAGACAUUGUAAGAGCCAAGUUUGAUUUCGACGUUGUUGGGCACUACUCUCGCCCGGAUGUGCUGAGCUUGAUAGUGCGAGACCAACCGUGUCAUCCCGUUACUUUCACUUCGGAUCUACUGUCACCUAUGGGAGGAAAGACAUGAUUGAUACAUGAAAAAGUUGAAAUAUUUGUCACAACUGUUAGUUAAUGGAGUUGUGUAACAAACAUAGCUGUUGGUUUUGGGAGAAGCUCGCAGAGAAUUACUGUAGACCUCGGAAGUCUUUUCGAGCAUGUUUCAAGCAACUGUGUUGGCCACGAAACAGUGCUCGUGCAAUGUCUCAAGAAUGUUCAAGGACGUUGAAAGUUGGGUUGGAAAUAAUAGAUGGUACACUUCCUUUGCCUUGAAACCAUUACAGAUCUUAUUUUUGUUGCAUUAAAUUUUAGUUCAGGGUUCAACUUGUAGGCCUCGAGAUUAGCCCAACUUCUCUACUAGUAGGAGAAAUAGAUCUGGUAGUUGAUAUAAUUAUUUACAUUAAAAAAUUGAAACAAUAAAAAAAAAUUAUAACCAUUGUUUUUA